Messenger RNA from Acomys russatus (golden spiny mouse), 1909 nucleotides. RefSeq names its product mixed lineage kinase domain like pseudokinase (gene Mlkl). The transcript has 11 exons. NCBI's taxonomy places the organism in Eukaryota, Metazoa, Chordata, Mammalia, Rodentia, Muridae. The record is from RefSeq and is a predicted model, not a curated record. Bases 147 to 1508 code for a protein of 453 amino acids. Gene Ontology annotation, molecular function: protein kinase activity; ATP binding. Gene Ontology annotation, biological process: protein phosphorylation; cell surface receptor signaling pathway.
GCGGGAGACUGAAUCCCAGCACAGGAUAGACGGGACGCCCCUCGCGACCACAAGGGUGAGCUCGCAGAAUCCAUUGGACCGGGUGCGUGCUUAGAGGAAGCAGGAGAACCACGGAAUCACAGAUUGGACUUCCUGGAACACAGGGUAUGGAUAAACUGGGACAGAUCAUCUCCUUAGGCAAGCUCAUCUAUAAACAGUGUGAAGAGAUGAAAUACUGCCGGAAACAGUGCCGGCGUCUAGGGAACCGUGUCUAUGGCCUGCUACAGCCUCUCCAGAGGCUUCAGGACCAAGGGACGGAGAACCUGCCUGAUGGCAUAACCGAUGCCCUGGGCCGUUUUGAGACUGUCCUGAAGUUGGCUAUGCAGCAGAUAGAAAAGUUCAGCAAGAAGUCCGAUAUUUGGAAGUUUGUAACUGCGAGCAGUGACAAGAUGAUCUUCCUUGAGGUGAAUGAGAGCCUGAAAGAUGUGUGGGAGGCGCUGUUGCUAGAGCUCCAGGUUGGCCAAUUGAAGCCUCGUUCAUCUUGGCUGCAGGAAGAUAAGCAGGACGCAGAGGAAGAUAGAAAGGAAAGCAUGCAAGCUAUCUUGAUGCAGUUGAAACUUGACAUGGAAGAAAUCAAGGAAGCUCUGAAGCAACGAUCACUAAAGCCCACACGGGAGCUCCAACAGGAGCAAAUCAAAGAGAUUCCAAAGAAACAUCUUGUUGGAUCUCCAUGGACCUUACUGAAGAAAAAUAAACUCAGCACACUUUAUAAAGGAGAGUAUCACAGAUCUCCAGUCACCAUCAAAGUGUUUGACAACCCCCAGGCCGGAAGUGUGGAAAUGGUGAGGCGCACUUUCAAUAAUGAGAUCAGAACCAUGAAGAAAUUUGAUUCUCCCAACAUCUUGCGUAUAUUUGGAAUUUGCAUUGAUGAAACAGGGAAGGCCCCUGAAUUCUCCAUUGUCAUGGAGUAUUGUGAACAUGGAACCCUGAGGGAACUGCUGGAUAAAGAAAAGGACCUCACAAUGAGCAUGCGCAUCCUCCUGGUCCUGGGGGCAGCCAAAGGCUUGUACAGGCUACACCAUUCGGAAACACCUCAACUCCACAGAAACAUCAGCAGCUCCAGCUUCCUGGUAGCUGGAGGCUACCAAGUAAAGCUUGCAGGAUUUGAGUUAAGCAGAACACAGACUUCCAUCAGUUUGGCAACAAAGAGCGCUAAAACCGAGAGAGUCAGUUCAACGGCUUAUCUCUCCCCUCAGAAACUGAAAAACCUGUUUUGCACAUGUGACCAAGAAGAUGAAAUAUAUAGCUUUGGAAUUGUGCUCUGGGAAAUUGCUACCGGAAAGAUCCCGUUUGAAGACUGUGAUUCUAAAACAAUUCACAAACUGGUAGCUGAGGACCAGAAGCAGGAGCCAGUGAGCGAAGAUUGCCCUAAGUUGUUACGGGACAUCAUUGAUGAGUGCCGGGCCCAUGACCCCUCCAAGCGGCCCUCCAUGGAUGGAAUCUUAACAAGAUUGUCUGCACUUAACUGAGCCGUGUAUUCAACCUAAACCGAAAAUUCCUUGGACAAGAAGCUGGAAGAGGGACAGACUGGAUGUUUGUUUUUCAUAUAUGUUAGCAUCAUGUUUUUGCUGGGUACCAAAUUGCUUUUUUGUUUUUGUUUUUAAUGGGCACUUACCAUGUAGCACCAGCUCACCUCGAACUUCCUAUGUAGAGCAGACUGGGCUCAAACUUAAAGAAAUCUUCCAGUUUUGCCUCCAAAUGCUGGGAUUAAAGCCACCGCACCUGGCAAAGUUCUUAUUUGUUACAAAUAGAAAACAAUCCCAUGGGGAUGGAGACAUGACCCAAUGGUUAAGAGCACUGGCUGCUUCUUCCAAAGGACCCAGGUUCAAUUCCCAGCAGCCACAUUGGCAGCUAACAACUGUCUGUAACU